Messenger RNA from Batrachochytrium dendrobatidis JAM81, 750 nucleotides. RefSeq names its product protein-S-isoprenylcysteine carboxyl O-methyltransferase. Gene Ontology annotation, biological process: C-terminal protein methylation. The transcript has 3 exons. Gene Ontology annotation, molecular function: protein C-terminal S-isoprenylcysteine carboxyl O-methyltransferase activity. The coding region runs from base 148 to 717 and encodes 189 amino acids. NCBI's taxonomy places the organism in Eukaryota, Fungi, Chytridiomycota, Chytridiomycetes, Rhizophydiales. The record is from RefSeq and is a predicted model, not a curated record. Gene Ontology annotation, cellular component: membrane; endoplasmic reticulum.
GAAGUCAUCAAGAAUAAGAAUUCUUUUCGUGGAUUUCUUGGCCUUCCCCUCUAUGAUGGUUUGCACACUUGCCAAAACAUUGCAUCGUAUGCAUUUUGUCUUGGGUUUGUUGCCGGAUGUGGAUGUGCCAUUGGAACAUUCACGGUCAUGUUUCGAGGAUUAGGAAUAUUUUUAGCUAGUCUGACUACAUUCCAUAUUAUGGAGUAUAUCACCACUGCCAUGUUUCAGCCAGAUACCAGUUUAAAAUCAUUCCUGCUCAACCAUAGCCCCGAGUAUCAUAUUGCGAUGGCAGGUGGCAUUAUCGAGUUUCUUGUUGAAACCUUUUUUUUCCCUUCGUUCAAGGUGUUUUCAUGGAUCAAUGGUUUAGGAUUUCUCGUUGUGAUUGCAUCACAAAUACUCAGAUCGGUGGCAAUGAUUACAGCGGGAUCGAAUUUCACUCACUAUAUUUCAGAAGACAAAAAGGAGGAUCACAUUCUCAUCACAACUGGGAUAUAUGCAUACCUUCGUCACCCAUCCUACACAGGCUUUUACUAUUGGUCGCUCGGACAACAGAUUCUUUUAGGAAAUCCUGCAUGCUUUGUUGCAUACAUGUUUUGUCUGUAUACCUUUUUCAACUCCAGAAUACGGUUUGAAGAAAGAAAGCUUGUCGAAUUUUUCGGUGAUGUAUACAAGGACUAUCGCAAAACUUCUUAUGUAUUGAUUCCAGGUAUACAUUAGCGGGUGUUUUUAAAUAAAGCCGAUUUAUGCUGU